ACACUGACCUAUACUAUAUACUACUAUACAGUACAACAUGCUGGGAGUUGUAAUUCUGCAACAGCUGGAGGCACCCUGGUUGGCAAACACUGACCUAUACUAUAUACUACUAUACAGUACAACAUGCUGGGAGUUGUAAUUCUGCAACAGCUGGAGGCACCCUGGUUGGCAAACACAGGUCUACGGUGACAGCGCCUGUCCGAGCAGUCCUGUCACACGCGGAAUGUGCACCCGAAAUGUCUCCGUGCAGAUAUUCUGCCAUGAAUAAACUGUCCCAACGACGUGCGCCACUCCGUGAACAUGUCCAAUCUUCGUCCAGAAUCCAAUUCGCGGUCCGAGGUUUCCGCUACGAAACUUCCGUCGCGUGAACAGUGCAGCAGAAUCCCGUCCCGCACUGCAAAGGGAAUUUUCUUGGUGUGAACAAGCCCACAGGCAAAGUGUUUGAACCAAAUAGACGGACGGCGUCGAGGACUUUUUGGGACAUUGUUUUGCAUAUAAAAAGGGUUCGGUGACAAAGAAAAGACACAAAGCAGGAACUGCAGAGGAAGCAACAGCCGGUGACCUUUCCCCCACAUGUGAUGAGCGGCUGGGCCGUCCCCGCUGCUCCCCCCACCCCUGGGUGCUGGAGGUGUGUGCGUAGAGGAGGCCGCAGAUUGGUCGGAGGGUGGGAUGGAGGCCGGAUGAUGGGAGUUAGGAUCCCAGAGGUGAUGAGUUUGCAGGCAUUAGCUCUAUGGCUGCUCCGCACACUGGAUACCGGUCUGUGUCACUGUCCUUGGCUGACACCAGAGAGCAGAAGCGAUGGCCGUCUGAUGGAUAACUUCAUGUCUCCUUUGUGACCGCUGGUUUUUGUUUUUUAUUUUAAAGUAUAACCAUGGCGACCCCUCCGCCCGGCGCGGUCACCUCUACCUCUCCGUCGGUGGACUUCGUGCUGGGGGCGUCCGCGUGCUGCAUGGCGUGCGUAUUUACCAACCCUCUGGAAGUGGUGAAGACGCGGCUGCAGCUGCAGGGUGAACUGCGCGCCCGGGGAUCCUAUACCAGACACUACCGGGGGGUCGUGCAGGCCAUGGUGGCGGUUGGUCAAGCGGACGGACUGCGGGGGCUGCAGAAAGGACUGGCGGCGGGACUGCUGUACCAGGGGAUGAUGAACGGCGUGCGCUUCUACCUGUACUCGCACGCUGAGGACAUGGGGCUGACCGAGCAGCCGGGGGGCAACGUGGCCGCAGGGGCAAUCGCAGGAGCAUUGGGGGCAUUUGUGGGGAGUCCGGCAUAUCUGGUGAAGACGCAUCUCCAGGCGCAGACAGUGGCCGCCAUUGCUGUAGGACAUCAGCACAAUCACCAGGGCGUCUCUUCUGCCUUUGAGACCAUCUACAAGAAGCAAGGAGUCUUAGGACUUUGGCGCGGUGUCAAUGGAGCCGUCCCGCGCGUCAUGGUUGGAUCUGCCGUGCAGUUAGCCACUUUUGCUAAUGCCAAAGAAUGGGUCAAAAAACAGAAGUGGUUCUCAGAUGACAGUUGGCUGGUGCCAUUGGCCGGAGGGAUGAUCAGCAGCGUUGGCGUUGCCGUAGCAAUGACACCAUUUGACGUGAUCAGCACCCGACUGUAUAACCAGCCUGUGGAUAGCGAGGGCCGGGGCCGCCUCUACCGGGGUUUCCUGGACUGUUUCCUGAAGGUUACACACAAGGAGGGCAUCCUGGCACUCUACAAGGGCAUCGUCCCAGCCUACGUCCGCCUGGGGCCACACACCAUUCUCAGCCUGCUCUUCUGGGAGGAGCUGAGGAAGAUGACGUAUUAUUACCAGCACCACUAAGGGCCAAGCCAACAUGGACCUAAAUUCUGGGGCCCCAGCACACGGGGCCCGUAUAAUCUCAGGGCACAGAAGGAGACUAUGGGAAGAGGCAGUAUCUAAACAAAAUGAAGGUGACAAUAAUGAGCAGAAGUUCUCAUUCAUUGUGCCAAGAGUAGGAUGAGUGAUGGCGUUACGUGCGGGAUGAUGCUGCAUGUCGCUGGGAUGCGGUCACCAUCUGAUUUUAGUUAUUUUUCUAAAUAUUUGGGGUGCUGGCACCCCCCCCCCCCC
This is a messenger RNA of Hyla sarda, 2071 nucleotides long. RefSeq names its product solute carrier family 25 member 34 (gene SLC25A34). The transcript has 5 exons. The record is from RefSeq and is a predicted model, not a curated record. NCBI's taxonomy places the organism in Eukaryota, Metazoa, Chordata, Amphibia, Anura, Hylidae. The coding region runs from base 872 to 1804 and encodes 310 amino acids.